Molecule: messenger RNA, 225 nt
Organism: Meloidogyne enterolobii
Lineage: Eukaryota; Metazoa; Nematoda; Chromadorea; Rhabditida; Meloidogynidae
Source: the annotation of a GenBank genome assembly
AUGUUUUGUGACACUGAAGUAUUUUCAAGGAAAGUUUUUGUUGGGGGAUUACCAAUCGACAUAACAGAGACUGAGGUUAAGCAGACUUUUCAGAAAUUUGGAGCUUUGCUGGUAGAUUGGCCUUGCCGUUCUAUGGAUUUUUCUUUUGCAAUUAAAAAGGAGCAAGGUUGGGAUUUAAAGAUUGAGGGAGGGAUUUUUAAAGGGUAUAAGGGUGGGCUUGGUUAG